AUGGGGAGGAAGAACAGGGGGGAGUCCAAGAGGCCACCUUCGACGACCCUUGCUGCCGCCUGCCAUGAUGGUCAAGAACAGUGGGGGAAAAUCUCUUUUAGCCUCAAUCCUUGCGUUUUAUCGCUUAUAACCUUUGCGUUUUACCCUCGUUUUGACCCCUGGAGAUGUCUCCUAUCAUCCAGGUCCAGGGCUGAGUGCGUCCAGGGGAAGAAGCUUACUGAGAUGUUGCAGAUGAUCGGCAGGUCAGGGAGCCCUCUCGUAGAUUCUUCUUCUUUUCUUCUCAUUCUGGUUAUCAUUUCUUCAUUCCUUCCGUGGAGAGGAUUCUGAUGUUCCCUCUCUCUCUCUCUCUCUCUCUCUCUCUCUACACCCUCGUUCUUUCUCCCUGGUACGUCUAGAGAGGUUGAGCUGGAGAGACUGUCGAAGGGUGGAAUCCCGGAUAAAAUCUGGACCAAGGUAAUGGUAAAACGAUGAACAAGGCACUUCUGGUUUUCAUAUUUCUUUUCCUCUAUCCAAAACAUUGCUAGAAUAGGAUGGAAUUUCUCUUGAAUUUAUCUACCCUUGAUCGUCACCUGCGAUCUUACUCCAAACGGGAAAAGAUUCAGUGUUCGUUAUCCGCACCACCUCCUAAUCGCAGUGCUGGCCGAUGACGAAUUGCUGAAUUGGGCACGAUUACAUCAAAGAAGAAGGGAGGGGAAAAAAAAAAAACCGUCUGAAACUUUUUUAGCUCGGACUAAUCCCUUGAUUCAGAUUCUUCCCAUCAGAAACUCCUCCAUUGACAUCUAAUCAUCUGGGUACAGCAACAGUUUGCCAUCGGCAUCAAUGACGUCACCCGGGUGCUCGAGAGAAUGUCCAGGAAGGAGAAAGGUCUUCAAGCUGAAAAGGACUCCGCCGCAAUUCAUCAUCGCCCAAGUCCUCUCGUCUCUCUUCAGGUUGGCUGCUGAUUCCCACUAUUCGUCCCGCCAUUCCCUUCUGUUGUUGAGAACACUUGGAGCGUGCUUGCCUUUUUUAGCACAUUCAUCACCUCAUCGAUCGGUAUUUCUUCGUUACGUUUAUCUGUCAGAGUUCCCUCAAUCGAACUGAGGCCAAGCCUUUAGUUUUGCCAUUUAUAUGUAGAGAUGAUGAUACAUUCUUCGCUGUUCAAAGGUAGCUUGAGUAAUCAGCUCACCCUAAACAUCAAUCAUGCCCCUUUCCGCAAUACUUCCAUCACUUAGCCAUUAAUUAAUUUAUCGAACACUAUAUUUUUUUUUCCUGAGACUCAGGUCUACAUGGCAUUAUUAUCUGCUCUCUCUCUCUCUCUCUCUAACAUAUGAGCAUACGGGCUAUCCUCCUUGCCAUUUUUGGAGUAUUUUGAAGAAUAUGCCAUGCAAAAUUGUUCCUCAUUAGAGACCCAGCAAAGUUUGAUAUAUUUUCCAUUAAAAAAUGGAGUCUAAUCUGACGUUUUUUGCCUGAAAACCCAUCGAAGUUUGAUAUGUGUAUUGGGUUUCCAAGUCAAGGGAAUAUGGGCUCUCUCUCUCUCUCUCUCUCUCUCUCUCUCUCUCUCUCUCUAACCAUUAAUGGAGGAGAGGGUGCCUAGCUCAUGGCUAUCCUUCUUACCAUUAAUGGAAUAUCUUGAGACAUGCAUCAUUUUUAUCUAUUUAUCUGUGUCUGGACGCUGCUACCGUCCGCGCGCAGUUUAUAUAUUUAUCAUUGGAUGUAUGUUCAUUUCCGGGAACGUAGGCCGUCCUUGUGGCCUCUGACUGCACCCCGAGAUACCUCACCCACCACAUCCCGACUCUGGCGAAUUCCCUUGGAGUCCCGGUGGUCCCCGUCAGGGACUACGGAGGAGGCUCCCUCCGACUCGGCGAACUGGUCAAACUCAAGACAGCCAUGGCCGUUGGUGUGAAGGUUGGUUGGCCUCCCAUUCACAAGUCAGCGCCUCCCUCCAUCUGUUCACCGGCUUUUGCAUUCAUGGGUUCGUCUUCGUUUUUUUCCAACAGGCCAGGGGAAGCAGGAUUAACAAAGCCAUGGAGGAGUUUCUGAGAUGUGAAGGUUGGUGGGUCUCCCAUUCAUAA
Molecule: messenger RNA, 2051 nt
Organism: Spirodela intermedia
Lineage: Eukaryota; Viridiplantae; Streptophyta; Magnoliopsida; Alismatales; Araceae
Source: the annotation of a GenBank genome assembly